CGACUGAGGGAGAUUCCUGCCACAGCGUACUAUCCACUUCUGGAAGACGAAUCAAAACCAGUGGAGUCACAGAGCCUACCAUCUUCAGCUAGCAACCAUGACAUGACCAGCUCAGCCGCUCUGCCACUAGUUAUCAGGGAGAAAGAUAUAGAAUACCAGUUUCACCGGAUCAUUCUCUAUGAGAGGCUGCUCACAGCAUACCCUUUUAAGAGGCCAUACAUUUGGAGAGAAGCCAGGAUAGAUAUACCUCCCUUGGUGAGAGCAUAUGUAUGGGCUGCAUUACUGGAGGUUGAGGGGGACAUCGAAGGUGCUUACAACUCGGUUGACAAAGAAACCCCAACAACAACUGACAGACAGAUUGAAGUCGAUAUUCCUCGAUGCCAUCAGUACCAUGAACUGCUGUCGUCACCAGCAGCACAUACCAAGUUUAAACGCAUCCUCAAAGCCUGGAUCAUCAGUAACCCGCAUUAUGUAUACUGGCAGGGUUUGGACUCACUUUGUGCACCUUUCCUGGCACUGUCUUUCAACAGUGAGGCACUAGCAUUUGCCUGUUUGUCUGCAUUUAUUCCUAAGUAUUUGCACAAGUUUUUCUUGAGGGAUAAUUCUCCAGUGAUUCAAGAAUACUUGGCUGUGUUUUCUCACCUCAUUGCAUUUCAUGACCCUGAGCUCAGCAAUCACCUGGAUGGGAUUGGCUUUAUACCGGAUUUAUAUGCGAUUCCUUGGUUUCUGACAAUGUAUGCACAUGUUUUCCCACUUCACAAAAUUGUACAUCUGUGGGACACGCUGCUACUGGGCAAUUCAUCUUUUCCUCUGUGCAUUGGAGUGGCAAUCCUGCAGCAGUUACGAGACCGGCUGUUAUCGUUUGGCUUUAAUGAAUGCAUUUUGCUGUUUUCGGAUAUGCCAGAGAUUGACAUAGAAAGGUGCGUCCAAGAUUCCAUCAAGAUCUUCUGCAGCACACCAAAGAGUGCCACCUACAGACAGCAUGCAAGACCAGUCAAACCCAAAGCAGCGGAAGAUCGGCCCAACUUGUCCUACUACAGCAUAGACUACCAUGACCUGCCUCAAACUGAUCUGUCGAUGGAGCCGAUCCCACUAGAGGAGUUAAAAGGAGAGAAGUGCCCCAGGAUUUCUGCAGAAGAUUUGAUAGAGUUAGGGGAACUGGCAGGGGCAGCUUACUCCCGCAGCCCUACAAAAAAGAGACAGAACAGCAAGCCUAUGAUAUUGAUUGUCGAUGUCCGGCUGUACGAAGACUAUAGAAGAGGAACCCUCCAAGGAAGCAUCAAUAUUCCAUUUCAAACAGCAUUUUCACCAGAAGGAGAAUUGAACCCAUGCCCUGCAGUGCAGGCCCUGAAUGCUCGGAGAAACCAGGUCAUUGUUGUCGUCGGCAACAGGGGACGUAAUGCUGCAAACUUUGCCAAUGAGCUAGUGCGACUUUGCUAUGCUAGAGUAUGUGUGCUACACAAGGGUAUUGACGUCUUCAGGACAACUGGACUCAUCACAGUUCCGCCCGCUGAUAUUUAA
Messenger RNA from Candidula unifasciata, 1521 nucleotides. Lineage: Eukaryota; Metazoa; Mollusca; Gastropoda; Stylommatophora; Geomitridae. The record is from the annotation of a GenBank genome assembly.